AAAUUGAAAAAGAAGAAUCGCAGACUCAUGCCAAUUCCAAUCGGAAUCGGCUGGUACUGACCCCGAUUCGCUCCGCCAAUUGUCGGCAAGAUUUCUAGGGUUCAAGAGUCCAGACGGUAAGAAGCUGGAAGUGGAGAACCAGAGCUUGGUUUCAGGGGUCAGUCCCUUUGUGGCUUUCUUCCAUAUUUCCUAUUUCAGCUACGCAGGAGAAAGGCGAACAACGGUGUGGUUCGUUGAGAAGUAACCAAAUUCGUUGGGCGGAGGAGGAGAAGAUGCAAAAUUCAGAAUAAUCAACACAUCUCGAUGUCUUCAAUUUAUGUGUUAGAGCCUCCUACGAAGGGAAAGGUUGUAUUGCAGACGACCCAUGGACCACUCGACAUCGAGCUUUGGCCCAAAGAAGCACCCAAGGCGGUUAGGAACUUCGUUCAGCUCUGCGUCGAUGGUUACUAUGAUAACACCAUCUUCCACCGAAUUAUCAAAUCCUUUCUUGUUCAAGGCGGCGAUCCCACGGGAACUGGAUCUGGUGGUGAAAGCAUUUAUGGGGGUGUAUUUGCUGAUGAGUUCCAUUCUCGGUUGAGAUUCAAACACCGGGGACUAGUGGCAUGUGCAAAUUCUGGGUCUCCCCAUUCCAAUGGAAGUCAGUUUUUUAUGACUUUGGACCGCUGUGAUUGGCUUGACAAGAAGCACACAAUUUUUGGGAAGGUAACUGGGGAGUCAAUAUUUAACCUUCUGAGGUUAGGUGAUAUUGAAACAGAUAAGAGUGAUCAGCCAUUGGAUCCACCUCCAAAGAUAGUCUCUGUUGAGGUAUUAUGGAAUCCUUUCGAUGAUAUUGUUCCAAGGCAAUUACCUGGGAAAUCUUUACCAAAUUCCACGACUGACAACGAGAGCAAAGAUCAGAAGAAGAAAGCUGUAAAAAAGCUGAAUUUGCUUUCAUUUGGAGAAGAAGCUGAAGAAGAAGAGAAAGAAUUGGCAGCUGUUAAAGAGAAGAUUAAGAGCAGUCAUGACAUUUUGAAUGAUCCUCGUCUCCUCAAAGAAGAGAUACCAAAAAGGGAACUGAGCUCAUCAGAUGCCAAGAAAAAAAGGGAUUUGCAGCUGUCUGUCAGAGAAGCUCUUGUCUCAAAGAACGAAGAGUCACAUAGAGGAUCUGACCCCAAUUUUUCUGAAUCUCAUGAUCUUAGUGAUGAAGAUGAAGCCGGUUUUGAUGUACGCAUGCGUCUUCAAAUUCUUAAAAAAAGGAAGGAACUAGGUGACCCCCCAACAAAACAAAAAUUGCGAAAAGAGAAUUCCAUUUUGAAGGACUAUGUAAAGUCUCCUGUGAGGACCAAAGAUGAAGACAGUGAUGACCAACCGAAGACGGAGAAGCUUUCUCUGAAGAAAAAGGGUGUAGGUUCUGAAGCCAGGGAUGAACGUAUGGCUGAAGCAGAUGGGAACUUGCUUCUGAUGGGGCAUGCUGAGCGUGUAAGACAGUUGCAGAAAAUGAAGAAGCGCAGACUUCAGGGCCGUUCUGAAGAAGUGUUGGCAAAACUGGAGAACUUCAAGAAGACUUUGUCUGCAAAGUCUAGUGCACCAGGUGGCAAGUCUGGUGGCAAGUCUGGUGGGGAAAGAGAGGAGGAUCUAUCUGGUUGGAGGGAACAUCGGUUGAGUUUUGCUCCUGGUUCAUCUGACAAGGAUGGCAUGGCUCGGAAAGAUGACCCAGAUGAGUAUGUGGUGCUUGAUCCUCUUUUGGAGAAGGGGAAAGAGAAGUUCAACAAGAUGCAAGCCAAGCUGAAGCGACGGGAGCGUGAGUGGGCUGGAAAAUCUAUUACCUAAUUUGGACUGACAGACAAAGAGAACAUGAAGCUCAUGAGAGAGCAUAGCCAUUUCAACAAGGAAAAGUGCCUGCUGAUUUAGUUUGGCGAUUACAUUUUUAUUUUUUCACCAAAUGCCCACUGGUUCCUUUUCCCUUGCCCCGUUCUUCACAAUUAUCUUUGUUAGCACAAAUUGACGAUACUCUGUAUAUAAGAAAGAUAUUUAAUUUCUUUUCAGGUUCUGGUAUAUAAGAAUGAUCAGGUUAGGAUUGACAGGCAAUAGACCACCUUCAGUCCUGCCAUUACAUGUGCAUAUGGAAAUGGAUCCCAAAGGUUUUUAAAUGAACAAUUAAUUUGCAA
This is a messenger RNA of Macadamia integrifolia, 2147 nucleotides long. RefSeq names its product peptidyl-prolyl cis-trans isomerase CYP57. Gene Ontology annotation, biological process: protein peptidyl-prolyl isomerization; protein folding. The record is from RefSeq and is a predicted model, not a curated record. Gene Ontology annotation, molecular function: peptidyl-prolyl cis-trans isomerase activity. Bases 304 to 1809 code for a protein of 501 amino acids. Gene Ontology annotation, cellular component: catalytic step 2 spliceosome. The transcript has 10 exons. Lineage: Eukaryota; Viridiplantae; Streptophyta; Magnoliopsida; Proteales; Proteaceae.